Molecule: messenger RNA, 4851 nt
Organism: Oncorhynchus keta (chum salmon)
Lineage: Eukaryota; Metazoa; Chordata; Actinopteri; Salmoniformes; Salmonidae
Product: potassium voltage-gated channel subfamily A member 1-like
Exons: 2
Coding region: 1200-2684 (494 amino acids)
Biological process (GO): protein homooligomerization; potassium ion transmembrane transport
Cellular component (GO): synapse; paranode region of axon; neuronal cell body
Molecular function (GO): protein binding; delayed rectifier potassium channel activity
Source: RefSeq, a predicted model, not a curated record
CCCCCGGUGUUUGUUUGACAGGUGCUACAUGUUUAUCUAGGCGGGGAGAAUAUGGGUGCGUUUACAGCGGCCGCGUCAUGUUGACUUCUAGCUGUUCUACUGCACCAAACCAGGAGAGGAGAGCUUUCUAUAACGUCGCGUUUCUGCUGAUGCGGCAAACUGCAGUGCAGAGCAGAGCGGAGCCGAGGAGGGAAAUGGUUGUGUGCUUCUGCUCUCUCUCUCUCUCUCUCUCUCUCUCUCUCUCUCUCUCUCUCUCUCUCUCUCUCUCUCUCUCUCUCUCUCUCUCUCUCUCUCUCUCUCUCUCACUGCCCCACUAACGUGUUCAGCUCAAACCUUCUCACUCACACCAUCUUAAUUUCACGACCACGCCGCUGGAGAGCGCAGCCACGCGUGACGGUCAAAAGACCAAGUGGGAACUACUAGUCGGUGUUGCCGUCCGUUGGAGAGGAGCUCAAGUGAACGUUUUUUUUAAUUUUCUUUCUUUCGUAUUAUAUUAUAUUCUCUCUAUUCCUCGUUCGUACCGUUUCUUCAGCAUGGUUUUAAAUUGCCUGUCAAGAGAUUUACGCUUCUUCCAAAGCGGUUCAGAGCCGUUCGGUACCUCAAGAAGGUCGCCCUAGUCGACGUUAGAAGCCAAUAACACCGGAAUAACGUGGGUGAUAUUAACGGUCGCACCAGUCGACGUUAGAAGCCAAUAACACGGGAAUAACGUGGGUGAUAUUAACGGUCGCCCCAGUCGACGUUAGAAGCCAAUAACACCGGAAUAACGUGGGUGAUAUUAACGGAGACAGUACAGUCUAUGAAUAUUUCACCGAAGCUCGUACUGUACAGUGCAGUAAAGUGAUAUCCGUCACCUUUAAAACACAAACGCCGGGACUGUAAAGUUGUAGCCGUGGCUGGCGGGUGCACCACCACCAAACGGAAAUCCAGGUGGAAGACGAAGGAGAAGAAGAAGAAGGAGGAGCAGCAAUGGAGGACUACUCGGAGAGAGGAGCAAGGGAGCCUUAAGAGGAGCGACGCUUGGCGAGCCCUCUGCCUGCCUGGCCCGGCUGAAUGCAAGGGGGGGUUUCUGUCAGACAGAAGAGAGAAAGGGGAGAAAUCUGAGGCGCGCAGUGACAGCUACUGGAUGCCUGCCCCCACCGGGCUGAGCCGAGCAUCUCCUGCCGCAUAGCGCUGCGCCGAGCCCGGGCAACACCGCCAGGAUGACUGUGGUGGCCGGAGAUAACAUGGAUGAGACAUCCACCCUGCCGGGGCACCUGCAGGACACCUACCCACCAGACCACGAGGACCACGAGUGCUGCGAAAGGGUUGUCAUUAAUAUCUCAGGGCUGCGCUUCGAGACCCAGUUAAAGACACUCAGUCAGUUCCCCGAGACGUUACUAGGUAACCCCAAAAAGAGAAUGCGCUACUUCGACCCGCUUAGAAACGAGUACUUUUUUGACCGGAACCGGCCGAGUUUUGACGCUAUUCUGUACUACUACCAGUCCGGUGGACGGUUGAGGCGGCCCGUCAACGUUCCUCUGGAUAUGUUCUCCGAGGAGAUCAAGUUCUACGAGCUCGGGGCAGAGGCCAUGGAGAAGUUUAGAGAAGACGAAGGUUUUAUUCGAGAAGAGGAAAAACCCUUACCAGAGAAAGAGUUUCAACGACAGGUCUGGUUGCUGUUCGAAUACCCGGAGAGUUCGGGACCCGCCAGAGGGAUAGCUAUAGUAUCGGUGAUGGUUAUCUUAAUUUCGAUAGUCAUAUUCUGUUUGGAAACGCUGCCAGAACUCAAAGAGGAUCCCCGGGGUAGGAUGGAAACUGUAGGCAACGUGACAUUCUAUUAUAAGCCAAAUAUUCUCACCGAUCCUUUCUUCAUCGUGGAGACCCUGUGUAUAAUCUGGUUCUCCUUUGAGUUGAUAGUGCGGUUCUUCGCCUGCCCUAGCAAGGCAGCUUUCUUUAAAAACAUGAUGAAUACUAUAGACAUAGUAGCUAUCAUACCCUACUUCAUCACGCUGGGCACCGAGCUGGCAGAGGACCAGGAGGGGAAGGAGAAACCAAGUGAGCAGGCCGCGUCUCUGGCCAUCCUCAGGGUCAUCCGGCUGGUCAGGGUGUUCAGGAUCUUCAAGCUGUCCAGACACUCCAAGGGGCUUCAGAUAUUAGGACAAACCCUCAAAGCCAGUAUGAGAGAGUUGGGGUUGCUCAUUUUCUUCCUCUUCAUCGGAGUCAUCCUCUUCUCCAGCGCUGUCUAUUUCGCCGAGGCGGAGGAGAAGGAAUCUUUUUUCACAAGCAUCCCCGACGCCUUCUGGUGGGCCGUGGUCUCCAUGACGACGGUGGGCUACGGGGACAUGUACCCGGUGACCAUCGGGGGAAAGAUCGUGGGCUCGCUCUGCGCCAUCGCCGGAGUGCUGACCAUCGCGCUGCCGGUGCCCGUCAUCGUGUCCAACUUUAACUAUUUCUAUCACCGGGAGACGGAGGGAGAGGAGCAGGCGCAGCUUCUUAACGUCAGCAACCAGGACCUUAACUCGGACAGCAACUCAUCGCGCCGCAGCUCCAACUCUAUCGCCAGCAAGUCAGAAUACAUGGAAAUAGACGAAGGGAUCAACAAUAGUAUUGAUAACUUUAGGGACGCGAAUCUCAGAACUGCUAACUGUACGCCUGUCCUCAACCAGAACUGCGUGAAUAAGGGCAAGCUGCUGACUGAUGUUUAGAAAUAUAUAUAUAUUAAUUCUAUAUGGCAGCGAUAGACAUCAUGAGGACACCCCGUUCGUUGUAAAUAUUGUAGAAAUGCUUGAUUUAACUUUGUUAAUAAUGCGUUUUUUUUCUUGCAUUUGCGUUAAUUACAUUUGAAUGAAUAGAGAGAGAAAACUGUUUCACCAAAAGAGGAUUUAAAAAAAAAAGAAGGUCUGUUUGACUCUCAAAAUGGGAAUGAUAAAAGUAUUAUAAUAACAUAUUAUCUUUAACGUUAUCGGAGAUAAUAUACCGGGAAACAUCCUGCUGUUGAAAUAUGAAACGGGGAAAACACAACAUGAUCAUUGAAGAAGAAACGGUUUUGCAUGGAUAAUGGAUUAUGGAUUAUGGAUUAUGGAUUAUGGAUAAUGGAUUAUGGAUAAUGGAUCAUGGAUAAUGGAUUAUGGAUAAUGGAUCAUGGAUCAUGGAUCAUGGAUAAUUUAUCAUUGAUCAUGGAUAAUGGAUCAUGGCUAAUGGAUCAUGGAUCAUGGAUAAUUGAUCAUUGAUAAUGGAUUAUGGAUUAUGGAUUAUGGAUUAUGGAUUAUGGAUUACAGUGGAACUUGGGUGAGGGUGAGAUGCGUAAUGCACCGGCAUCUGCUGAAGAAAGAGAACAGGAAUAUGGAAUCUCAGCCCGAACCCAACAACCAUCUGCAGUCAGAGAGAGAGAGAGAUCGACCAACGUUGUCCGCUAGGUGCAGUUGUUGUUCCGACGAUUGCUAGUUACCUGCUGAGUGAUCGGCUAAGCACUUUAUCACAAUAGAAACAAACAACAAACUAAAACCCACACAGAAAACAGAGAACUAGAACACUGGUCUCCUGUUGCCAAGGAGACAGGAUGAGAAGUGGGGGCUGUUUGUAGACCAGAUGACAUCUGUAAACAGCUGCUACUUUCUAUCCCAAGCAGAUGCUGAAACUAAAACACCUGCUCUAAUCCCACAGGGGUGUGACGAUAACAUGAUGAUGAUGAUGAUGAUGAUGAUGAUGAUGAUGAUGCCAUGCGAGAUAAUAAUCUUCAUUUAAAAAAAAUAAUAUAUAUAUAUAUAAUUUUCAAAAAGCUUGAAAUUAGCAUGUUGAGACACUGUUUUAUAUUACUGGCAUGCGCGACACAUUACCUCAGGUAAUGUUGCAUUAUUUGUCUUAUUUAUAACAACAACAUCAGCCUGUAUUAUAUUUCUCCUCCUAAAACCGGAUCCAAGACGGACCAAUUCUCUCUCUCUUUUUAUGGUUUGGUUUUCUCUCUCUCUCUGUCAUUUAGGUUUCACCAAAAGUGCACUGCUUAUUUAUUAUUUAAGUUAUGACUUACUUAUUUAGGAGCAUUUAAGUGCUGAAUGUUAAAUCUUAAGGGAACAGAAACAUCUACAUUAUUUUGGGGGGAGAUUGUGGCAUGUCAAACUACUGCAUUACGGCCUACCUGACUACGGUACCAUGUGUCCUGGCUGAUUCCAUGCAUGACGUCAGUAUUUAAAUAGCUUGCGGGGUCCGAGGGACCUUGGGAAUACAGCCUGGCCCGGGUGUAAGGGGAAUACAGCCUGGCCCGGGUGUAAGGGGAAUACAGCCUGGCCCGGGUGUAAGGGGAAUACAGCCUGGCCCGGGUGUAAGGGGAAUACAGCCUGGCCCGGGUGUAAGGGGAAUACAGCCUGGCCCGGGUGUAAGGGGAAUACAGCCUGGCCCGGGUGUAAGGGGAAUACAGCCUGGCCCGGGUGUAAGGGGAAUACAGCCUGGCCCGGGUGUAAGGGGAAUACAGCCUGGCCCGGGUGUAAGGGGAAUACAGCCUGGCCCGGGUGUAAGGGGAAUACAGCCUGGCCCGGGUGUAAGGGGAAUACAGCCUGGCCUGGGUGUAAGGGGAAUACAGCCUGGCCCGGGUGUAAGGGGAAUACAGCCUGGCCCGGGUGUAAGGGGAAUACAGCCUGGCCCGGGUGUAAGGGGAAUACAGCCUGGCCCGGGUGUAAGGGGAAUACAGUACGGUGUGACGGAACUACUGUUUGGACAGGACAGGGACAGGACACACCUCAACCAUAUCUUAAACAGAGGAGGAGACCUACUGGGAUACCAAACACCCCCCCUCCCUCCCCACAGAGGAGGAGACCUACCAGGAUACCUAACCCCCUCCCUCCCAAACAGAGGAGGAGACCUACCGGGAUACCAAAC